Dendronephthya gigantea is the source of this 441-nucleotide messenger RNA. RefSeq lists its product as uncharacterized. The transcript has a single exon. Bases 1 to 441 code for a protein of 146 amino acids. The record is from RefSeq and is a predicted model, not a curated record. Lineage: Eukaryota; Metazoa; Cnidaria; Anthozoa; Malacalcyonacea; Nephtheidae.
AUGGGAUCCCCGGUCUCAGCAGUAAUUGCUAACCUAGUAAUGGAAGAUGUUGAGCAAAGAGUUUUAGCCUCUAGUCCGAUUAAACCUUUGUUUUGGAAACGAUAUGUUGACAAUGUGGCCUCUACGGUUAACAAAAAUGAGAUUGAUAAUUUGUUGAAACAUUUGAAUUCUAUUGGGCCAUCAAUUCAAUUCACUGUAGAGCACAAGAGUGAGGGAAAGUUGGCUUUUUUGGAUACUUAUGUUCAUAGAAAUAUCAAGGGCAGUUGCAAAACUUAUGUUUACCGUAAACCUACACAUAUGGAGAAAUAUCUAUCCUUCUACUCACACGAUCCAAAAAGUCCUAAAAAGUCUGUUAAAAAACUUUGUUUCAAAGAGCUGAAUCGUAAACAUCCAAAUGCGUUGCUAGGGAUAAGGAGCGUGAUUAUGUCCUCUGUGUACUGA